This is a messenger RNA of Miniopterus natalensis, 2335 nucleotides long. The record is from RefSeq and is a predicted model, not a curated record. Lineage: Eukaryota; Metazoa; Chordata; Mammalia; Chiroptera; Miniopteridae.
AUGAUGGAUUUUGAUGAGCGUGGUCCCUGCUCCUCUAACAUGUAUUUGCCAAGUUGUACUUACUACGUCUCGGGUCCAGAUUUCUCCAGCCUCCCUUCUUUUCUGCCCCAGACCCCGUCUUCGCGCCCAAUGACAUACUCCUACUCUUCCAACCUGCCCCAGGUCCAACCCGUGCGCGAGGUGACCUUCCGCGAGUACGCCAUUGAGCCCGCCACUAAGUGGCACCCCCGGGGCAACCUGGCCCACUGCUACUCCGCCGAGGAGCUGGUGCACAGAGACUGCCUGCAGGCGCCCAGCGCGGCCGGCGUGCCGGGCGACGUGCUGGCCAAGAGCUCGGCCAACGUCUACCACCACCCCACCCCCGCCGUCUCGUCCAAUUUCUAUAGCGCCGUGGGCAGGAACGGCGGGGGCUUCCACGGCCAUGUCCUGACCUCUCAGGAGGCAGGAGGCUGGCCAAGGAGGCAGGAGCUGAUGGCCAGGACUCAGGCUGACAAAGAGCCGGCAGCUGCCCCAGAUGUUAAGGAGGGGGAAGGCUGGGGCCCGGCCGCCUUUACUGCCUCGGACCCGGUCGCCAGGUGCUGGAAGGUGAAAUGUCCUCGGGUGGCUGUUUGUUUAGUCUGGCCAGGCUGGAGGCAGCCGGCAACACCCACCCGGCCGCUUUCAAAGCGGCCUCCGGGCCCAAACUCGCCUGUUGCUGCGAGGAGCCCUCCUUUCUGCUCUGGAGGCGGCUUGAGCAGCUCCCUGGGGGCCUGUCUAGGGAGCUGGCUUUUAUCGGGGCUGAGCCUCCGCCUGCAGCCUGUGUCCAGACCACAGCAGGAGCCUGAAGGUGGCCAACGCACCCGAAAAAAGCGUUGCCCCUACACCAAGUACCAGAUCCGGGAGCUGGAGCGGGAGUUCUUCUUCAGCGUGUACAUCAACAAAGAGAAGCGUCUGCAGCUGUCUCGUAUGCUCAACCUCACCGAUCGUCAAGUCAAAAUCUGGUUUCAAAACAGAAGAAUGAAGGAAAAAAAAAUUAACAGAGACCGGUUACAGUAUUACUCUGCCAACCCGCUCCUCUAAGGUUCCAGCCAGCUGGAACUGGGUGGGGGGCUUCAUACACAUGAGAUUAUACGCAGAUUUUGCCCUUGACAAGGUCAAGGCACAGGGUGACUUUUGAAGAAAGGAGGUGUGCAAGAGAGGGGCCACUACAGGGAGAUAGCCCCGAAGGAGGUGGCCCGGGACUCUCUUGGGCAUCCGUGGUUAAGGUUCCUAACAAUAAUUGGAUUCGGAGAAUUGUGCACCAACUAGAAUGAAUGGUUUGGGACCCCUGGUGGUUCAUUCUUGGUGACUGCGGAGCUUCAGGCUGAGUGUGGUCUCCAUCAGGGACUGGGCCCUCUGCCAGGCCCCCUGGAGAUCGACCCCCACCCAGGACCCUCCACUUGGAGCCUGCCCACCCCACCCCCCAGGACCCCUGCAUCAAGAAGCUAUUCAAUCUCCAAACCUAGUUCAGCUUGGGGACAGGAGCAGGAGGAGAGGGGAGGAUUCCUAGAUGCCCAGAAUGGGGCUGCUUUCCAAAGCCAAUGUGAAAGACGACUGGACUAGGCGGUGCAUAGGAUUUGGGAGAGGGGUGCUGAUCCUUGAGGGGAAAUUAAGAAACCCUCCUAUUCCAAGUGGCAUUAGUGGCUCUCCUCUCCUCCUAGCCACUCACCGCACUGUCUCCGUCCUGAGCUGCUUAGCAUUUGCCUCCUGCAGCCCACCCAGUUUUCCCGAUGGAUGAGGGUCUUCGCCCUGGUCUGCACUCGGGCAGGCCUAAAGCCUGGUUGCAGAGUAGACUACUCCCCAAGGUGGAAGGCAUCAAAAAGCAAAGAGGCUGCCCCCAGGCCGCUGGCCCCUAGAUCUCUGCAGGAAAUGCCUGUGGAGCGCGGCAGCUUGGCAAAACCUCUGCCACACUUAAUGGAAGCUUGGAUUUGCUCAGCGGAGGAGCAGGCCUAGCCAGCGGUCCUCAGCUCUGAGGGGCGCAAGUUCCCCAAAACACCCGGUUCCAGCGCCACACUCGACCCUUCAACGCCCCAGAACUGAGCUUGGAAGCUUCCAGCGACCUUCCAAGAGCUCAAGAGUGAUUUGGAAUUAUUUUAAAAGAUAAAUAUUAUAUUAUAUAUAUAUUUCCCUGCAGGAACCAAAGCGAAUUUUAAAAGAUGCAAUGUAGAGGGGGGGAAAGAUGAUGAAGAAAUAUUUAAAGGCUCUAUCUGUUUACAGUGUUCCACGGUUAAACUCACUCACUGUUAAGAAUAUUUGAAUGUACGCUUCAUACAGGGAUGGUGUUCAGAAGACUUGUAAAUAAAGAAACCAUAACCUA